AUGACCAACAACAGAAACCGCGCAGGACGCCGAGGAAACGAUUCCCGAGGUGCCAACUCGAACCUGCAUCGUCAGUCGACCUCUGCAUCUGCAGUGUCCCGAGAUGGCACCAAUGCCAAUCAGAACAGAAGAGGAGGAAAGGGACCCUCGAACUUGAGCAAAUCUACAGACAACGUCCGCAAUGGUCCCAACGCACCUGCGACCUCUCUUCCGCCACCAGAUGACCAUAUCCCUAUGGCGGGGUUCAAUGCUGGGGCUGUUGAGGCCAUGCUGAAGCAAGGUUACGAGCCCAAGACCUCUCUCUACAAGCCAGAUGCGAAGUCACAGGCCCCGAGUCCAUCGAGUCCAUGGGGCGCAAAGCCUGGAUCCAUGGCCAACGGGAAGGACUUCUGGCUUGAUCUCCGCAGACAGGUUGCCGCUUUGCAACAGACUGGGGGUGUCAGUCAAGGAGGUUGA
Molecule: messenger RNA, 456 nt
Organism: Cladophialophora carrionii CBS 160.54
Lineage: Eukaryota; Fungi; Ascomycota; Eurotiomycetes; Chaetothyriales; Herpotrichiellaceae
Exons: 2
Coding region: 1-456 (151 amino acids)
Source: RefSeq, a predicted model, not a curated record